Plutella xylostella (diamondback moth) is the source of this 2374-nucleotide messenger RNA. RefSeq lists its product as uncharacterized. The record is from RefSeq and is a predicted model, not a curated record. NCBI's taxonomy places the organism in Eukaryota, Metazoa, Arthropoda, Insecta, Lepidoptera, Plutellidae.
UAAUUACAGAUAUACUUAUAAUUAUAAGUAGGGAGUAACCAUCAUGGCUUCAGAGAACCCAGAACGCAAAGACCCAAUAUCCUUCUUGCCUGAAGAACCAAUGAUCUAUGAAUUUAAGAAAAAAAAGAAGAAAAAAAGAAAGCAUAAGCAAGAAGACCCUUUUAAAGAUAUAGCUGAUGUUAGCAAACCGGUUGUGAUUACAACUGAGCUGGACCCAGAAAUCACCGAGGAGAUAUUUGACCCCGAAAUCAUUAUAAAAGAGGAGAGUAUUGAAGUAGACUUAGACUUUCAAGAUUAUGACGAUGAUGCUGGUCCAUUGCUGGAGGAGUUGGAUCAUGAACCAGCAGUCCCCAUAGCAGAAGACGAGAAAAGCAGAGCAGCCUUACUGCUAACAUUCGAGAAUGUUAUCAGAAACAACCCCGUAGUAACCAUGAAGGAAGCCGAGCCCGCACCGGAUCUGCACAAAUGUCCAACAUGCCAUUUUGUCUUCAAAACUGUACGCACACUCAAUCUGCAUCAACGUAGGAAACACAAAGCGCUCAAAAAGCUACCAAACUACCCUUAUGCCUGCAAACAAUGCGGUUUGUCAUACGAGAAGAGAAACAGCCUUAAAGCCCAUAUUAAACGCAAGCAUAGUCCGAACUCCGUUCCUUAUGACUGUGAAAACAGAGUCUGUGAUAUCUGUUCUCUAGUCUUCAGAGGCAGUCGUAGGUUGCGGAUGCAUAAGCAAAGAAAGCAUGGAGCGUAUGCGGAUGAAUUCAAAUUUGAGUGCGUUGACUGCGGGCUGACUUAUGACAACGAAGCGAGCCUAAAAGUGCAUAGGAAUAGGAAACAUGGUACAGUAAAGAGAAAGCGAAUAGAACUACUAGCGUGUCCGGUGUGUCCUACUGUGUUUAGUAGCAGUGAGGCUUACAUGAGACAUAUACAAAGGAAGCAUCACGAUUCCGAAGGAAAAAUACCUGAAGAGAUUACAGAAAACCUUGAGAACGACCAGACCGUUAAGGAUAUACACUGUAAGCUGUGUCCGUUAAUGUUUUCUAGUAUGACGUAUUUACGUCUACACAUGAGAAGGAAACAUAAUGCGAUAGACGAGAGAUUUUCACUAAAAUGUGCAAUUUGUUGCAUGUCGUACGACAAAAUUGAAAGUUUAAAAAAGCAUAUACAAAGAAAACACGGCGAUGGCACACACUGUUACGAAUGUAACAAAGAUUUCGACGACCGCGAAGCGUUUAUGGGCCACUCUCAUAAACGGCCGAUACUUGAGUGCAAUAUAUGCGGUUUAAUAUUCGCGACGACCGGUGGAUUGAAGAAGCAUAAGCGUUGCACACACAAAAUAGAGUCUGGUGUGAAGAAAUUCGUGUGUUAUGUGUGCAAAGAAGCUUUUUACUUGCGCCGUCAGUUGGCAAACCAUUUGAGAUGCGUGCAUUUAAAGAUAUCGAUACCGUGUAAGUUUUGUUCAAAGAGUUUUAAGAAUAAAGAUAGUUAUAAACGCCAUUGCGAACGUUUCCACGCCGACCAGUACGCUCCAGAGUCGAAUAACUUCUACAAAUGCAGCGUGUGUCCUCUGGACGACUUUUCAACCGAAAGUGACCUAUCCCGUCAUAUAGACAUGGCACACAGUCGCCCGAAAGAUAUUAAGAUCGAAAACGGGCCUAAAAUUAAGAUAGAAGAAGGAAUUGAAAUCAGUGAACAGAAACUAUGUAAAGAUGAAACACGUACAUACCAGUGCACUAAAUGCGAAGUGAAUUCUGAAACGUGGCAGGAAUUGCGCAAACAUUACGAGAAAACGCAUCAUUUGGUCAAAAAAACGCAGUGUCAAGCGUGCGGUAAAUUUAUAAAGGAAGCUGAUCUACCGAAACAUAUGAAGUUGGUUCAUCCUGUAGAGGUAGAAAAAAAAUGUCCGUACUGCGAAUUUGUGACGACAUCUAAAGCCAGCCUUAUGCAGCACACAUUGAGGCACAAAAACGCCACAACAAUAACCUGUGAAUACCAAGGGUGUAAGUACAAAUCAUAUUUCCAAGCCAAAAUGGACAAACAUAAGAAGAACCAUUUAGAAUUAGGGAAUAUGAAAUUGCAAUGCAGUAAGUGUCCUUUCCAAAGUAUGAACAAAUACAUUUUGAAAUAUCACGAAGAAGCUCACGCGACGGGUAAAAAGAAAUAUACUUGUGAACAUUGUGAUUAUUCGGCAACAUUACCAGUGUAUUUAGUUCAGCAUAGGCUAAAGCAUUCAGUGGAGAAAAAGUUUAAAUGUGAAUAUUGCCUUUUCGCUACUAAAUACAAUACGUCGCUACGGUUUCACGUGAAGACUAAACAUUGCGAUUUGGGGAAACAGUCGUAGUUUUUAUAUUUUGAAUAAAUGUUAUUUCGUUGUUUU